AUUUCGACAAGAGAAUUGAUUAAUUGCAAGAAGGAUAUAACCGAAGUGCAAUCAGCAUGUCAUAAAUUUCCUCUCUCCUAUUGCUUAAGUACGGACAUCAUGUACUUCGUAGGAAGUUUGCCGAUUAUGGUCGGUGUUAUUGAGUUAAUCAGUGGCUGCAUUCAGUUUAAAUUUUCACGUGAGGUGUCUUUCUUUGACAAUUCUCAAGUGAUUGGCACAUAUCCAGGAUCUUCCGAACAAGGACUUUUCGGCGUGUGUGGUCCAAGAUGUGACAAUGACAUUCGAUGUAACGCUAUUGACAUCUGUUAUGAAAAAUUUCAGUGCAAAUUAAUUAAUGGUUGGACACCCCCUGCGCCGGGCAACGUCUCCGAAGGAGUGUGUAGACAAUUCCAAAUGCAAGCAUGCCCAGAUGGAUACUUUUUUGACAGAAAAAAUCUUACUUGCAUCAAUUACUAUUAUAUUUGCAACUUUGAGAGUGACCCAGAGUUGACAUGUUUUCUUUCUGAAAGUCUGUCUGACGAAUUUAACUGGACCACCCAUAAGGGCUCGACUUCAUCCACUAACACGGGUCCUUCCUCAGCUUACCAUGGAUUGCAUUAUAAAUACAUUGAAACAUCCGCAAUUCAACUUGGACAAAGAGCAGUACUGGAGAGCUCAAAGACAUUUCAAGCAAAAACCUACUGCCUGACGAUGUACUACCACAUGUAUGGGGCCACCAUAAACACUCUCACCAUCAGAACUCAGAAAGGAAACAGCGCCGCCAUAAACCGCUGGAAAAUGUCUGGUAACCAAGGUAACGUCUGGCACUAUCUCUCUGGAGUCAACCUUCCUUUGGACUCACAAACAAAAAUCAUCAUUGAGGCUACCAAAGGUUCCAGCCACACUGGAGAUACUGCGAUCGAUUACGUUGAGCUCCGGCCAUUUGCAUGUCCGUAGCAAAAUGCAAAAGUCAAUACAAAUACUUGCUAGCAUACAUAAUAAAAUGUACUUCUACGUAGAGAUAGAUCUUCAUGAAAUUGUGGCACAUGGUAUCAGCCAAUCACAAUUUACAUCAUAUAUAGUUAACUAACGUUGUACAUGCAUCGUUUAUAUUGUUUUGAAGGUGAAAGAAGCUUUUAGAGGACACAAACCUAGCGAAUCUUGUAUAAUUAUCAUAAUAAAAGUAAACUUGCGAUUAAGGGCAUUAUACAUUUAUAUGGUGGUUUUUUUAAAUUUAUUUAUUUCGCUAUCUAUUCAUUUAAUGCAUGUAUGUUACUGUUAAUAUAUUUUUAUCAUCAAAAACGUGUCAGACUCUUUAUCAAAUUUGAAACUUAGCAAUUCUUUAUUGUUCAAAAGAAAAGACAACGGGAAUUACAGAAUAAAAAAAAUGAACGACAUUGACAAACUAGAAAGCCUAUGCAACGAAGAAUAAAAAUUCCAAUAGAAUAAUGAACGGGGUCAUAUUUCGACGUAAAAUUAUGACAUCCAAUCCGUAGAAAAAUUGCAAAAAAAGACCCAGGAUUAUUUUUCUUUGCAUUAUACAAGAAGAGAAGAAAUGAAUCUGGUAGGAAAAAAUGACCCGGUCUUAAACAAAAAUGUUAAAAGGAACCUAAACUUUAAUUCAACUUCUCUGAUUUUGAAUUUAAAAACACCGAACUUGUUAGGAAUUCGCUGUAUAUAGUUUUUCUUAUCUAUACCAAACACAAUAGCUGAUAUUAAUUAAAAUUGCUUGUCAACAUUCAGGUCUCUUCUCUCGUCGACAUAUGGAGGGGAAAUGACGAUACACUAGCCUAGAAAUCUGCAGAACUGUACGCGUACAAGUUACUUUAUCAUGAAUACUGGUUAACCACAUUUUUAUAUAGCUUUAUUUUGGUCUCGGCACUAUCUUCAUUUAUCGUUUUACACAUGUUACAUGUUUGUUGUAUAUACUGUUGUAAUUUUCCUGUACAUCAAUCGGCAUCGGUCAUCCGUCCCGAUGUCAAUAAUCUGUAUCAUUUGGUCUGUUAGAUCUUUAAUAAAUGUUG
Magallana angulata is the source of this 2003-nucleotide messenger RNA. RefSeq names its product MAM and LDL-receptor class A domain-containing protein 1-like. The transcript has 6 exons. Lineage: Eukaryota; Metazoa; Mollusca; Bivalvia; Ostreida; Ostreidae. Bases 100 to 936 code for a protein of 278 amino acids. The record is from RefSeq and is a predicted model, not a curated record. Gene Ontology annotation, cellular component: membrane.